Didymodactylos carnosus is the source of this 1374-nucleotide messenger RNA. The record is from the annotation of a GenBank genome assembly. NCBI's taxonomy places the organism in Eukaryota, Metazoa, Rotifera, Eurotatoria, Philodinida, Philodinidae.
AUGUCUCUCCUGUUUAGCUAUCAUCACACCCCAUUAAAAUUUGAGUAUGUUAUCUUGUUCAUUGUAGGCGUUUGUUUAUUAUUAUCUCUAAUUGUGAAUACAUCAGCUGAACCAACUCAAUUAUAUGAGUAUGAUUUUGAAAAGUUAAACAUAGUAACUGCUGCGUCUUUUACACCAAGCCCAAAUCCUACACCAUCAAUGACAGAUUUUAGUAAAAUUGGACCUACGGGAAAACAUUGGCCAUCGCAUACACCUGUUAUGUCAACCCCAGCCACUCAUUCUGCUUCGUCGUUAGCUGAAGUUCAAACGAUUAUUAAUAAUUUACCUGCUACACUACCAUCAUCAGGAAUUGUUAUCGAAUUAACAAAAAGCUUACCUGAUACAGAUUUUGUCAUAAAUUAUCCCAAUAAAAAAAAAAAUAAACCGUUGACUGCUGAUCAAGAUCCAACUAAAGGAUGGGUAAGAAAUGUUUUAAUUCGUCCUCCAAUUGGUAAACGUUUAACAGUUCAAAGAUUUAAAAUUCAAUGUCCUCGUGUAACAAUUGCUGGAUUUGAUGUUAUCGAUUCAUUACAAGUAGUAGUUGAUAAAAAGGAAACUUGGGAAGGUAAACGAUCAGGCUAUGCUCGUAUGUGGGCCUUGUUACCAAAAACAUAUUUUGGAUUACUCAUGGCAGAUGAAUCAUUCUUCGUCGAGUGCGUUUCAGUAUUCACAUUAUAUAACGGUACAGCUGACAGAGUCAAUGUGAAAGGAUGCUAUAAUUGUGAUAAAGGUAUAAAAGGUGCAUACAUUGACGGAUCAUGGUUUGGAAGAUCAUAUCGUCCAGUAGGAGGUCCAGAGCAUUUAGAUACUUUACAAUGUGCGGUUGGAGGCAAAGAAGGUAUAUUCGAUUUUACUUUAUCUGAUAGUGUAUUAUUAGGUGCCAGUAAUGCUGCAUUUAUCAGUGGUGGGAUUACGGGUAAUUUAACGUUUUCUAAUAGUUAUAUUGAAAAUGCGCCAGGUGGUGGUAAAAUUCCUCAGGGUGCAUCAGCUGUCAAUAGUGCAAAUGCUGAAGAAAAUGGAGGUCAAACUCAGGUAUUGCAUACAACAAUAAAUGGUGCUGAUAAAUUCUCAAGCCUACCGAAAGGUCCAACAGUAGUUGAAUAUAGUACAUUUGCCAGAAAAGGCUUUUCUAACACUGGAAUUGGAAAUAAUUUCGCUAAUUCAAAAAUAAAUCCACCAAAUUUGCCUGAUUUAUUUAAAGUUUGGCCUGAGUGUCCUGUACCCUAUGAAUAUUUUUUAAAUCAAUAUGGUAUUCCAGGUUUUAAUACUCCAUGGGCAACAAUGGCAAACAAAUUCAUUCCUGAUCUAUCAAAAUAUGUUGCGUCAACUAACUGA